Molecule: messenger RNA, 1500 nt
Organism: Penicillium lagena
Lineage: Eukaryota; Fungi; Ascomycota; Eurotiomycetes; Eurotiales; Aspergillaceae
Product: putative nucleoside transporter
Exons: 3
Coding region: 1-1500 (499 amino acids)
Biological process (GO): transmembrane transport
Cellular component (GO): plasma membrane; fungal-type vacuole membrane
Molecular function (GO): transmembrane transporter activity
Source: RefSeq, a predicted model, not a curated record
AUGGACGAAGAAAAAUCCACCGAUCUCAAUGUCACUGUUGUCGAGGAGAAGCCCGUCAAGCCGCGGGGCUUCUUCGCGCGCAUCCGCUACUAUGAAGAGCUGAUGGAUCGCAAGAUGGGCAUCGAGUCCCACAGUCUUGACCGCGUCCUGCCCGAGGAGCGAAAUCCGCCAAACCCUUUGGUCAUGGCCUUCAUGUGGGCGUCGGCCACGAUGAACAUCAGUUGUUUCAGCACGGGCUUUCUGGGCUACGAGUUCGGCCUGUCGCUGGGGGAUAGCAUCCCCAUAAUUAUUUUUGCAACGCUUCUAGGCGCAUGUGUGACGGGUUGGUGCGCAACCAUGGGCCCCGGCACGGGACUGCGCCAGGUCGCCAUUUCCAGGUACUCUUUCGGCUUCUACCCAUCGUCAGUCAUUGCGGCGCUGAACGUGAUUGAGCAGCUGGGCUGGUCAUCCGUCAGUUGCAUUACGGGCGGUCUUGCGCUCAGCGCUGUGUCUGACGGACACGUCUCUAUUGUCGUCGGCGUCGUUAUAAUCGCCUGCGUCAGUCUGAUGUUUAGCUUCAUCGGGCUGCGCGGAGUCUUGCUGUAUGAGAAAUACGCAUGGAUCCUGUUCUUCGUUAUCUUUAUGAUCAUCUACGGCAUGGCCGCGCCCCAUGCCAGCCUAGCCCCGCCUGUGACCGCGGUGUCGGGUGUGACAAAAUCAGGCAAUGCGUUGAGUCUGGUUGGCGUCGUCUAUGGCUCUAGUGCGUCUUGGAGCUCCAUCGUCUCGGACUUCUACGUACACUAUCCAGUAGACACGCCUAAGAUCAAGGUAUUUCUGUACACAACUCUGGGCAUCACGAUCCCGACGUGUAUUGGCAUGAUUCUGGGUGCGUGUGUUGGCUCCGCACUCGACACAAAUCCCAAGUGGGAAGCAGCUUAUGGUGUCGGCAUGGGCGAGAUCUUGAAGACGAUCAUGUUUCCGGAAGGGUUUGCCAAGUUCAUCCUCGUUCUACUCGUCUUAUCAGGAAUCGGGAUUAACUGCAUUGCCAUCUAUGCCGGCGCACUCUCGGCACAGCUCUUUGCUCCCCCAUUCGCCAAAGUGCCGCGGAUGUUCUGGUCAUUUCUUGUCUUUAUCGGAAUUCUAUUGAUAGGCAUCGUGGGCCGCGACCACCUGCUGGCAGUCCUGCAGAACUUCCUGUCAUUGCUCGGCUAUUGGAACACGUCCUUUUUUGUCAUCCUCUUCACUGAGCAUUACUACUUCCGCAGAGGCAAUCUCGCUAACUACGACCUCGAUGCCUGGGACGACCCAUCACGCAUGCCUCUGGGUUUGGCCGGACUCGCGGCAUUCCUCUGCGGCGCUGCUGGAUGGAUCGUGGGCAUGGUGGAGACGUACUAUAUUGGUGCUCUUGCCGAUAUGAUCGGAAAGAGCGGCGGCGAUAUCGCCAAUGAGCUGGCCCUGGUGUUUACGAGCAUCUCGUUCCUGCCUCUUCGGGCGCUGGAGCUCAAAUACGUGGGUCGGUAG